GGGGGGGUCGGGGGUAAUAUAAACUAAGGAGCCGCUCAGGUUGUAUCUCAGUCAAUGAGGGGUUGGGAUUGGUUUCCCUCCGGACUUCCGGUGUGGCGGACCCCGGUCGGCGGUGAGUGACCCGGAGGCGAAGUGGUUUGUUGACAACCCGAGAGCAACAGCGGCGGCGGCGGCAGGGUUUAUAUCGGGAUCCGGAGCAGAGACGCUCUCAACACACACACACACACACACACAGUCCAUGUCGACUCCAGUCACAGGCCAUCUCCUGUCCUGACAGCCUUUUCCUCCUCUCCCUGUGUCUCCAGACACAGGGAGCCCUGACCCGAAGCACCGACCGAGUGGAGAGUUCGAGUUGCGGACUGCUGACGAGAAGCAGUUGACCGCAAGCUCCUGCUUCUAGCUGACCCUGUUGGACAGACGGACAUACAGAUAGACGACCAAGGCAGGUUCACGAGGAAGACGCGUGCAAGCCAAUUGCAAAACAGUUAUUUGACGACCGGGGUUUUCCCGUCAUCCAAGGGCGGCUGAAUGAUUUACAGAGUCCAGUGUGCAGGUGCUUUUCUACAGUGGGAAUGAGUUAAAGUACAGGUCAAGUCAGCUGUGACGCUGUUUAGGUUUAAAACCUGGAGUCUUGUAGGAUAGUGGUUAGUGCGCUCGCCUCACAGGCGAGAGGACCCGGGUUUGGACCCGGGCAGGUUAAAACCUGAAGCAAGUUUCUUUACUCCGCACCCAGCUGUUUACCUAGCAUCUCUCGCCGCCCAGUCUCAUUCUCUUCGUUGUGAAUGUUGGGGGAAUGGACAUGGCGUCAUACAGCCCAGAAUCGCUGAUGACUGUGUGCACUGAGUACUGCCUGCGUAACCUGGAGAGUACCCUGUGCUACCUGCAGGACAAUGAGAGGCUUCGACUGCACCCCGACGUCUUUCUGCCGAGCGAAAUCUGCGACCGGCUCGUCAACAUGUACAUGGAGCUGGUGAACACAGACCAUGGCUUCGAGCCCCACGAGAGCUUCUUCAGCCUCUUCUCAGACCAUCGCAGCACCCGGCUGAUGCGGCUUCACCUGCGAGAAGACAGUGUCCAGGACCACGACCUGGAAGCACUUUCCAAACAGGACUUGGUAGAAUUGCGUCUGGUGAACUGCGAGAAGCUCUCGGCCAAGAGUCUGCAGACGUUGAGUAACUUCCGCAGCUCCCUGGUCUCCCUCAGCCUCUUCGGCUGCAAGAACAUCUUUUACGAGGAGGAGAGUCCUGGGGGCUGUGAGGGCGACGACGAGCGUCUGGUGAACCCAACCCGCCAGGUGCUGGUCAAGGACUUCACCUUCAGCGGCUUCCAGAAGCUCUGCUUCCUGAAUCUUGGACAACUGACCGACGGCGUGAACGUGGAGACCCUCCUGCGCCCGCUCGCCUCCCUCACCUCCCUCGAUCUCUCCGGGAUCCAGCUGAACGACGUGCAGUUUCUGCUGCAGUGGCAGGAGCGACUCGGCUCCCUGGUGCUCUACAACAUGGACCUAUCCGAGGAGCACCUCUGGGUCAUCAUGCAACUCUCUAACCUCAGACACUUGGACAUUUCCCGGGAUCGGGCCUCGAGUUUCUACAAAUUCAAGCUCACCAGGAAAGUGUUCACCGCCUUCGUACAAAACCUGAAAAACCUCCUCUCGUUGGACAUCUCGGGGCAACUGAUGCUCGAUAAUUGUGCCGUCUCCAAUCAUGACGAAGCCCUGGGGCCAGGAAGUAACGAACCACAGAAAAGCAGCAUUGAACCGUUCCGAACACUGAAGCGAUCCUUUCAGUUCCUGGGGCUGUUUGACACCACACUGUGUAACCUAACUCACAUCCCUGCUUAUAAGGUAACCGGCGAAGCGAACGAAGAUCAGAUCUUGAACGCGAUCGAAGCUUACACGGAAUUUCGGCCCGAGAUCGCCUCCCGCGCCAUCAACCACCUCUUUGACAUCGCGCGGAUAGACCAGUGCGAGCAACCGCUGCGGGCUUUACAGCUGGUGAUCGCCGCUCUGCGGUGCCACAAGUACGACAAGAGUAUCCAGGUGACGGCCAGCGCGGCUCUCUUCUACCUGACCGGCUCCGACUACCGGCCCGAGCAGAGCACCAAGCUGCGGCGACAGGUCAUUCAGGUGGUGCUCAAUGGGAUGGAAUCGUACCAGGAAGUGACGGUACAGAGGAACUGCUGUCUGACGCUGUGUAACUUCAGCAUUCCCGAGGAGCUGGAGUUCCAGUAUCGCAGAGUCAACGAGCUGCUCCUGAGCAUCCUGAACCAGCCGCGGCCGGACGAGUCCAUCCAGCGCAUCGCCGUGCACCUGUGCAACGCCCUGGUCUGUCAGGUGGACAACGAUCAUAAGGAGGCCGUCGGGAAGAUGGGCUUUGUUACGACGAUGUUGAAGCUGAUUCAGAAGAAACUGGCAGACAAAGUGUGUGACCAGGUGAUGGAGUUCUCGUGGAGCGCUCUGUGGAACAUCACGGAUGAGACCCCGGAUAACUGUGAGAUGUUCCUGAAUUGUAACGGGAUGAAGCUGUUCCUCGACUGCCUGAACGAAUUCCAGGGGAAGCAGGAAUUACAUCGGAAUAUGCUGGGGCUGCUGGGAAACGUCGCCGAGGUCCGACAGCUGAGGCCGCACCUCAUGACCACACAGUUCAUCAGCGUCUUCAGUCGCCUCCUAGAAAGUGAUGCCGAUGGGAUUGAGGUGUCGUACAACGCGUGCGGCGUCCUGUCUCACAUCAUCUUUGACGGGGACGAGGCCUGGGCUAUCGCCGAGCCCCGGAGAGAGACGGUGAUGGACCGGAUGUGGCAAGCCAUCUCCAGCUGGGAUGAAAAAUCCAGGCGGAACAUCAACUACAGGUCUUUUGAGCCAAUCCUACGCCUUCUCCCUCAGCGAAUUGCUCCCGUUAGCCAGCACUGGGCAACCUGGGCUCUCUUCAAUCUCACCUCUGUCUAUCCUGAUAAAUACUGUCCGUUGCUUAUAAAAGAAAACGGGAUUGAGCUGCUGAAAGGGGUGAUCGACAGCGAGGAGGCCAGGUCAGAGACCAAAGCCAUGGCCAGGAAAGUGUUCAGUUUCUGUGAGGAUUACAAAGAUCGAAUGGACACGUCCAGAUAAAGGCUGAGACUGUUUGCUGACCUCUGCUUCCCAUCUCCCGUGGCAUCUGUGUAAAUACCAAGGAUCCUUUCCGUACUGCCUCACAGCAAUGCGUCAUAGGAAGGAGCCUCUGUGUGUGACACUGUUAUUUGAUGGCACGCAGGGGAAACAUUCGAUGUUGCACAAGAAAAUGUUAAUUCGUAUAAUUUUUUUUAUGACUGGGAGGUUUAAUGUUCUCUCUCUCUCUCUCUCCUUGGUGUCUCUUUCACUCUCUCUACCCUCCUCCUUGUGUGUAUGUGUGUUUCUCUCUCUCUCUCUUACUUUACCCUGCUUACUGACUCUCUCUCUCUUUCACACGCGCACACCCACAAACAUGUCCUUCUCUAGCUUUCUUUCUCUCUCACUCACUUUCUCUUACUUUCUGUUUCUCUGUGGGUUUCUCCCCGUCUCUCUCUCUCUCUCUUUCUCUCUCUCUCUCUCUCUCUCUGUCUCUUGUAUAAAACGUGCUUCCAUGGUUUGUCUCUUAACUGGGAUGUACCAGUUACUCAAUACAAACGGUUAUAAACUUCCAAACAAAAAAACUCCACAGAGGAAUGUCUUAAACUGAGCAACUGAUCCCAUCCGACUGUGGUUUCACUCACCGAUCUGGCGCUGGGAAGGGGGUGAGGUGAGGGGGUGAGAGGGGGAAAGAGAAAGAGAGACCGUCUGAAUAUGUCUGCUCCCUCCUCAGGCAUUGCUCUGGAGCACAGGUGUCUGCCGCGUGUCUCACUACACCUGUCAUGUCUGCAAGCUGCCGGCUGCUGGAGAGAGACAGAAAUGCCCGUCUCCUUGUCACAGGGUCUUGUGCGAACUCGAGGGUCAGCUUCGCAAGCACCGUGAAGCUUGGCAAGCGCCUCAGCUGCGCUCCCAACGUGUCGGUGCCACUAAUUCAGUGCUGGAAGGAGCCAGUGGAUAGUGUUGGAUGGAUGAGGGGCGUGUAUGUGUGCGUGUGGGCCUGAGGGGAUGUGCGUUCCCCUGGUACGGAGCCAGAUCACACUGCACAAAUGUAGUUGCCUGCACACCCAGCAGUUAGACAGACAGCCCUGGUGUUCAGCAGAGUUUCCAACAGAUCCUCCCCAUGUCAGAGCUGACGAACCUGCAGAGAGGGGUUGAGAGGCUGCCUGUGCGUCUCCUAACGAGAAACGUUGUUUAAUCACUGCUGCCGGCAAAGACGGCCUCCGCAACACAACACAACUAACUGGAGGCCUCGGUCGGCAGUGUGGCUAUUGUAUCAUGUCAGUCGUGAGCACUUUUCCGUGUUAAAUUUUUUUGUUUGAGUUGAUUGAUUGUAUUUUAUCUUGGUUUCGAAGGUGCAUGUGAGACUUGAAUGAAGGGGGGAAAUAAUGAUUUUACUGUAGAUACACAUAGGGCAUAAGAGUUCAGCCCUCCCCAUAUGAAAUGACCCAAACACACACACACACACACACACACACGCCAGAUACACAGGCACGUGAAUAAAAACACAAGUACACAACACACACAGACACAUACACACACAUAACAAACUCAGACUCUUGAAAACUAUUCCGUGCUCGUAUUUGAUGUAUGAUUUUUGAAAACCUUUGUUUGUAGUUCUACAUUUGUUAAAGGGAUGUUGGAAAUGUUACUGUCUCCUGUUUUGUGCUCGUGUGCUGUUUUGUGGGGACGGAAUACAAGAUUGGGUUAACUCAC
Callorhinchus milii (elephant shark) is the source of this 4792-nucleotide messenger RNA. It is a transcript of the gene zer1, whose product is annotated as zyg-11 related, cell cycle regulator. The transcript has 18 exons. Gene Ontology annotation, cellular component: Cul2-RING ubiquitin ligase complex. Gene Ontology annotation, molecular function: protein binding. Bases 794 to 3103 code for a protein of 769 amino acids. The record is from RefSeq and is a predicted model, not a curated record. Lineage: Eukaryota; Metazoa; Chordata; Chondrichthyes; Chimaeriformes; Callorhinchidae.